CAGAAGCGUUAAUACGUUUCGGUUGUGUUUCUGUUUAUCCUGGCUGCGAGCUGAAAUGUUGGUGUUUAUAUGUUAAUACGUUAACAUUUCUAACUGUCUACUGUUUUCUGAAUUAGGAAAAGCAUUAACUACGUUUAAGCUAGGCUCACUCUAGCAGAGACAUGAGUGAUGAUUCCAAAAGUUUCGAGACCCGGUCCAGCGGUGAUUUAUGGUCAGAGAUCUGCUCGGAUCUGCCAGACCCACCGGAGCACGAUACCACUGACGAACACUUCACAGAUUCAUUCCAGCCUCAGUGUCCUGUGAGCAACCAGAGCAGCUUUACCUCUCCUAGCAACCUUACGUCUUCCAGUCAGUGGGAACCGAUGGCAGACUCUGCAGUCUACAUUGCCAGCUUGGAGAACCGUUUGAAGAGGAUUAAAGGUCAGUCAAAUGAGGUCACAUCAAGGGAAAUGCUGCGUUCCUUGUCCCAGGCCAAAAAGGAGUGCUGGGACAGGUUCCUCCAUGAUGCCCAGACUUCAGAGUUAUUCCAGGAAGGAGAUCUGGAUCAGAGUGCUUUAGAGCAGCUGAAGCGCUGGUUGUCUCCAGAGCGUGUAGCAAUCAGUGCAGAAGAGCUGGAGUACCUCCUCUUGCCGUCUAAGAGCAAAGAGAGCGCUUCACAUCACCCAUCCAGCACAGGUUAUUCCACAGAAGAGCUAGACGAGGAAGAAUGUUCAAGUCCCGAGAAAUAAGUCGCAUCAUUCCCCAAAAGACUGUAGUCCCAUAAAGCAGCAGAUGGUCAUGUAUUUGAGCUUCAGAAGUGAUAAUGAAAAUCUUCAGAGGAAAUAAUGUUGUGGACUUUGAGAUUGAAUUUCAAACCAUACUCUGUAUUUUAAAGAAAAAACAGCAUGUAAUCUCCCACUGUAUUCUCUCUCUCUCUCGCUCUUGCUUUUUGUCUCUGAAACAUGAAUUAGUGUCCAAGUUAUUGAACAGUAUUAUGAUAUUUUUGUUUAGCUUCAUAAAUGAAAACCUUUCAAAGGUUUAACAUCCUGUCUGGCUUUUCCUACCAGGUGUUCAAGAAAACCUCAAAUCAAAAUAGUCAUGUCUGUUCAUGUUUUUGAUCAUAUCAUACACUGUACAUGAUACGCCAUCUUGUUUUUCUGAGAUCUUUCAUUUCUGAUAAAUGUUCUGUGGUUUUUUUUGUUGUUCUUGUUGUGUACUGUUAUCAUGCAUAGUACAGGCUUUUAAUAAUGUUAACCAGUAUCAGGUCAUGCUUCACUUCACCCUUCUCCACAAUCGCUACCAUCGAGCACACAGUUCCACCAGUUUAAUUUCUCUUCAGUGGGCAGAUGAGUUUUAAAUUAGAACACCACACUCAAAUUAAACUCACAUUAAAUAUGUUCAUAUUGAAAUAUU
Hemibagrus wyckioides is the source of this 1392-nucleotide messenger RNA. RefSeq names its product coiled-coil domain containing 32 (gene ccdc32). The transcript has 4 exons. Gene Ontology annotation, biological process: cilium organization. Lineage: Eukaryota; Metazoa; Chordata; Actinopteri; Siluriformes; Bagridae. Bases 162 to 728 code for a protein of 188 amino acids. The record is from RefSeq and is a predicted model, not a curated record.